CGCUUUCCCACGGUGAGAUUCUGCAGUACGGAAAUCAUCUGUCAAAUUCCCACGUUGCGACACAGUACCAUAAACUUUCCAAUAGGAGAGUUGUUAUUUAGAAAAGAUGUCGGAUUUGGGCAAUUUUAUAAUUGGAGACGGCGGACUCGAUUUGCAAGAACUGUCCGCCAUUAACGACUUCGAUGUUUUUCUAUAACUGUAAAUUGUUUGGCAUGAGGGGCCAUGACGAACACCAUGCACUUGAGUGUGAUCAGUUCAUUAUUGGAGAAGACUCUAAAGGAAAGUACUUCGAGUUUGUGGGAAGAGCUUCGAAGACAUUCAAAGGAGGACUCGCGCAGCGAGAGAUCGACAUAAAGAAUAUCAGACACUACAGUAACCAAGGUGAACGCUUCAUAGUCGAUUUGUAUGAGCUAGAAGUACCUGCAGGUCCUAGUCUCUGGGAAAUUCUACAGGCGUGGAUUACCUGGCACACCUCCGAGGUUUGGGAACCAACCGGAAGGAGUUUAUAAACUGAGAAAUCUUAUGAAAAUUAUUUGUGCACGCGCGGGAUUAAGUGGAAAUUAUACCAAUCAUUCGGGAAAACGCACAUGCGCAACACAACUCUACAUCGCCGGGGUUGAUGAGCAGGAGAUCAUGAACAUAACUCGACAUAGGUCAGAAAAGGCUGUGAGAAAAUACAAGUCAGCUGACGAAUCGGUGUUACGCAAAGUAUCCUCAGUGUUAGGUCCUCCACAGAAAAGAAAAUGUCCCGAAAACAAAACUCACCAAGAAGAGCCGACUGCCAAACGUGCUACAGUGCCUCUCAGUGAUAUAAGUAAUCUCCCGACAGGAAGUCUUUUUAACAACUGUCAAGUUACUUUUAAUGUCGGAAACAAGUGACCUUUUAAACGAUUUUUGAAGACGUGGCAUAGUGACAUUAGUGUUUAUGAUUUUUAAGAAGACAUCGGG
Messenger RNA from Pecten maximus, 948 nucleotides. RefSeq lists its product as uncharacterized. The record is from RefSeq and is a predicted model, not a curated record. Bases 183 to 509 code for a protein of 108 amino acids. Lineage: Eukaryota; Metazoa; Mollusca; Bivalvia; Pectinida; Pectinidae. The transcript is spliced from 2 exons.